AUGUCCUCCCAAUUCUUGCAGACCGAGCUCGCAAAUCUCAUACAGGAGUCUCGAAGAAAGAAUGCCGACCUCCGAACAGCAGCCGAGCAGUCCCUUAACGAGCUAAAGGCUCUACCUUCGACGUCUGAAGCACAGAUCUCGGCAGACCUCGUGCGUAAACCGGCAUUUGUCGAGCCGUUCAUUAUCGCGUGUCAUACGCGGCACGCGAAACUUGCUGGAAUCGGCGUCAUUUGCCUGCAACGAUUGAUCGCAUCUCGGUCAUUACCUUCUCAUCGCUUGAAAGAUGUUCUUGCAGGCUUAAAAGAGACGACCGGCUUAAGCCUUGACAUCCAGUUAAAGAUCUUGCAAUCUUUGCCUUCGCUUCUGCAAUUUUAUUCCAAUGAUUUGAGCGGCGAUUUGCUGGCAAAUACAUUGGAGAUUUGCGCAACAUUGCAAGCCAGCAAGACUAUUGCUGUAAGCAGCACUGCGGCUGCUACCCUGCAGCAACUGGUGGUUUCGACUUUCGAAAGGGUAUCCAAUGAAGACAAGCUGCCGAAGGAUGCCAAAACCUUCACCACCGUGAAGGUCGAUGGCCAUCCAGUGGAGGUGGCCCAAUUCGCAUAUGACGCUUUGCAGGUCUUAGAUGAUCUCUGUCGCCUCAUCGAUGGGGAGCAAUUGCAGUUUCUGCGCACGAGAACUUUGUCCCCCACGUUUGUAUUGGAACUUAUAGAAAGCAUCAUACUUAACAGUGGCCGUCUCUUUGUGGGACACCCGGAACUAUUACAAGUUCUGCGAGUUCGUCUGAUGCCACUCACGGUACGAUAUUUCUCCGAAAGGCAUUCAUUCUCUCAGACCGUCCGCGUUGCUCGGAUUCUACUCGUGCUUCUGAAACGCCAUAUAUCUCUCUUGACUGCGGAGUGUGAGAUGGCAUUUGGUUUGUUAACUCAUCUGCUUGAGCCGGACGGGAAUGCGCCAUGGAAGCGAGUGUUAUGCAUGGAGAUUUUCCGAGGCCUUUACGCCGAGCCUGGAGUCGUUCGAAUGAUCUACUCGCUAUACGAUGGAGACGAGAAGAGGAAGAACGUUCUUAGGGAUCAUAUGGCUUCUCUCGUUCGCCUGGCCUCUGAAAAGCCAUCUUUGAUCGGAGUCAGCAAUCAGUCAACAAUACCGCUCCGAGCAGAGCAUACAAGGUCUGCAACAGAAGACCAAAUUGCUCUUGAGACUGGUGGCGUCGCUGGUGUCAUUGGAUCUACCGGCCCCACUGCUGAAACUAAAGUGCCUGGCAUCAGCACCCAGUGGAGUGUGGUGCGGACGCCAUACAUCGAACUCCUCGAUAAAGCCGACCCGCCGCUACCCCCGGAGACUUACAUCUACAGCCUUGUUCUCAACUGCAUCAGCAGCUUUGCAGAGGGGCUUGCCAAGUUCAUCCUACCACUCACUGUUCCGGAUGUGAAAUCCAAGAAGAAAAAUAGAAUCAUGAGUCCUGACCAGGCAACUGAUUCUGCCCGCUCCUCCCAAGAUCUUCAAUCACCAGAUAUUUUGCGUGCACAGGCGGUCUCGCCAUUAAAGAAAUCAUCGGUCCCGAUCAACCCUUUGGAUCUGCAAUCUCAUGUUCAAUAUUCGGCCAUCAAGACCUGUGCUGGAAUCAUUGAAGACUGCUGGCCUGCAGUUCUAGCCGCUUGCUCGACUUUCUUGCACGCUUCACUAGACGACGAAUACUACCACAACCUUGUUCGCGCUUUUCAGAAGUUGGCCCAUGUCGCGGGUCUCUUAAGACUCUCUGUGCCUCGAGAUGCAUUUCUCACAACUCUCGGGAAGGCUGCAAUUCCGGCCGGCGCGAGCGGCGUAAAGACUCAAAGCCCUGCCACGCCGUCUCUGGGCGGCCCGCAGUCCGAAGAUACCCCUCAAAAGUAUCGCAAGAGCUCGGAUAUACCUCGAUCAAACUCCGUGCCCGGAGAUUUGACCGGUUCGUCAGCCGCUGAAACCUCUUCGGUUUCCUUGAGCACAAGAAACCUAUUAUGUCUGCGGGCUUUGCUCAAUCUCGGAAUCGCGUUGGGACCAACAUUGGAUCAGCCGGCCUGGUCCAUUCUGCUUGAAACACUUCAAUACGCUGGGUUUGUGAUUGGCAUAUCUUCCAGUACUUUGAUCAAAUCGGCCAGCGGCACAGGGGAAAGCAUAGUCAUUUCUGGCAAUGAUAUUCCAACGGCAAAUCUUGGAGCGGAGGUGAUUGCAGUCCAGACGGCUUCCACAAAGAUGUUUGAAAGCACUAGUGACUAUCCUAGUGCAUCCUUCCAAGAAGUUUUGCUCGCCUUGCUGAACCUUUCUGCAUUCACUGAGCAGAGAACCCCUGAAGAAUCAGCCCAAGAGGUGUCUGAGCCACCACAAUCCCCUCAGUCUUCGCGGAAAUCUGGACGAAUGCACCAAAAUGCUCGUCGUGUCUCGCACACCGUGGGCAAAUCUAGAAUGCAGGACGAGGAGUUGAAAUUUGUGCUCGAAAAGGGAAAUGAGCUGGCUCGGGCGAACCUGGACAGGCUUUCUUCACUUGAUGAAGAGAAUGUUGCAGCGUGGCAGCUUCUGAGUGGAAGUCUCAUUGCGACGUCUGCGAACACUGCAAUCAGCCCUAACCUCCGCUUGCAGGCUAGCAGUAUUCUUAAUUCAUUGAUCUAUUUGACUAUGAAGCCAAGGGAAGCAGAUGAUGAUCAGACUCGCAACAGGGUACAGACAAGAAACCUGCAGACACUCAAGGAUCAGGUAACAACGCUGUAUUCGUCGGAUCAAGUGACCGCAAAGUCACUUCCGAUCACUGUGAUAGAGAUCCAUGAACAAAGUCUGGAAAUUCUCCAUAAUAUCCUGGAACAAUACGCAGAGACACUCGUGGACGGGUGGAGUCUCAUAUUUGACCUGAUAUCUGGCGUAUUCCGGGGUGUUUCCGCGACAGCAAGUGGUGCUCAGCUUACCGCGCCGACUGAACGCAGGAGGUCUGCUCUUCCAGGCGGCCCACGUCUUGUCCGAGCUGCCUACAAGUCUUUACACCUUGUUGCGUCUGAUUUCCUCUCUUUGCUCCCAGCACCCUGUCUGCUGGCCCUGGUGAACUCGUUCUCCAGCUUUGCAUCCCAAAUACAGGACUUUAACAUUUCCUUGUCAACAACUUCUUUCUUCUGGAAUGUGUCCGAUUUCCUGCGAGGCCAAAUUGAACAAUUUUCAGUUGAGAGCCACGUUGAUUCUUCCGUCAGCGAGGAGGAGCUCGGCAAGCUGGCCUGCGAUCAAGACCCGUCUGUGUCCAGAAACACUCUGUGGCUACUGUUGCUUCUUCGCAUCGUUGGAAUCACCACGGACACAAGGUCUGAGAUCCGGAACAGUGCGAUCCACACGCUUCUGAGGAUUUUCGAUGCCUAUGGACAGCAACUUUCUCCAAAGGCAUGGCAACUGUGUUUGAAUCGAGUCCUCUUCUCGAUGGUGGAAAAUCUCAGUACUACCCUGGACGAGGCCACGAAACAGGAAACUGCCAAAGACGAUCUCAAAUCAUGGGUGGAGACGACCGUGCUGAUGAUCAACGGAGUGUUCAACCUCAUCACUAAUUUCUUCGACGCUAUCGUGAGCGAUGAGAACUUUGACCAAUCCUGGACAAGACUCCUCAAGUACCUCCAGGGGUUGGUGGAUAUGCGUCUUUUGGAGUUCAGCGAGGCAACCUUUGCAAGCAUUGCCUCUGUUCUGGCUCGAGUACAGUCUCCCGAGGGCUUGACCAAGGAGGCUCGAGAAUGCGCAUGGAAUCUUUGGGCCAACGGUCAUCCUGCAGAUGAUGAAACUGCUAUUGACCUCGACCGACCCAAUCAAGAUGCUGCCCUAGCGUACAUGCAAAGCUUCCAGCAGAUAUACCGCCUGCACAAAGCUCACCUGAGCCCGGAAAAUAUCGAGAAGGUGCUUCAGCAUCUGCGUCUGUUAGUGUGGAACUCGGUGUCUCCACCGUACUCUCCGGAUGUCGAUCGCCCUUCUGCUUUGCAAGCCUUGGUCAUUGAAUGUAUCAAAACCCUUUGCACUGAAAAAGAGGAAUCCCAGCCUGCGAUCUUGUUGUGUCUGGCCGAUCUGUCCGGAUCGGCUUUGACAAAAUGGAGCCCCGGUAAUGACUCGAGAAAGCCAGGAUUUGUCGCCUUCUCCAAAUCCACCAUCGACCUGAUCAGCUGGUACAUUGCCGACUUCGGUAUCAAGCAGGAUAUCCUCUCCAACGACGCGCUGGCGUCGGCCCUUGAACGCUUCGGUGCGUUGAUCCUGCAAAAGUACACGUGGGAAGGAAAGGACCGCGAGCCAUACAUGUGGCAACAGGCUUCUACCGCAUCAUUGAAUGUUCUUCAAGUUGCAGUUCCUUACAUCGAAAAGCAGUAUGACAGUGCAAGCGAAGCGGACAUAGCACGCUUCUGGCGUUGCGUGGUUGACAUUACCCACGGCAUUGUCUCCGCUCACGGAUUCCAAACCCAGCAGUUAUCUAAUGCUCGAAUCCUCGCCGACGAGGAUUUCGACAUUGACUCAUUUACCCGCCUGAAGACAUUCAUCCUCCCCUCCCUCGGUGCCUUUGCCAUCCCGGAUAGUGUCCGCCAAAAUUUCGCUCUCGCACUCUUCCACUCCUCGUUCAUCUACCCACCCCAGCGCCUGGACUUGCCUUCCAACUCAAUCGAGAAAACCCCGUUACAAGACUUUUAUAGAAUCCGUACAGGGCGAACCUUUGACCCGCCACCAACACUGCGCCCGAACAUGGCAUAUGCUCUCAUAGAUACUCUCUUCGAGCUUGCGGAAAGCCCCGAGCCCGACGCUUCGAAGCCAUGCCCCCGGACACUCCUGGCCUGCUCGAUUUCUCCCUACCUUCUUCUCCGGUGCGCGAUCCCGCUCAAGGGCUACAUUGCAGAUCAGCCCUUACGCGGACUCAUGCCCCAGCCUACGCCCGCACGCAAAGCCCUGCUUCAUCUUCUCCUGCAUAUGGUGCAAUUGCAAAGUGAGCCAUCAGCCAUACCGGAUCCGCCAUCUAUCAAGACUGUCUUGUCUACGGGUGGGGCUUCUACGGAGCGUCCCCACCGCAAGCAUCUCGAAUGGAUGUUCCCGCUCAUCGUUAAGGCGAUUCAGGUCGCGGGCAAGGAACGAGAUGACGGGCAGGUUCUGCAGGCACUCGGCAAAGUCUUACAGGAAAUUGGCCAGCUUGAUUGA
Molecule: messenger RNA, 5169 nt
Organism: Penicillium cataractarum
Lineage: Eukaryota; Fungi; Ascomycota; Eurotiomycetes; Eurotiales; Aspergillaceae
Exons: 6
Coding region: 1-5169 (1722 amino acids)
Source: RefSeq, a predicted model, not a curated record